This is a messenger RNA of Aspergillus lentulus, 1632 nucleotides long. RefSeq names its product putative alpha/beta hydrolase. The record is from RefSeq and is a predicted model, not a curated record. Lineage: Eukaryota; Fungi; Ascomycota; Eurotiomycetes; Eurotiales; Aspergillaceae.
AUGGCGACCCCCGGCAUGCUCUACGUCACAAUGCAACCCCGCCCGUCUCUGCCCGCGGCCCAGUUCCACGACUGGUACAACACAGAACACGGUCCGCUGCGUCUACGCUUGCCCUUUGUCACCAAUGGCUUCCGAUACAGAGCCGCGGAUGGCCUCGAGCCGGAAUGGGUUGCUCUGUACGAUAUCACCGACAUGGUUGAGCUGACCCGCGAGACGUACCUGGCUCUGCGAGGCGACGGCAUCAAGACCCCGCGCGAGAAAGCCACCAUGGCUCAAAUUGCGGUCGAUCGCCGACUCUACGACCUGUUGGACGAUCAAAAAGCCCCCGACUACCGUCCUCUCGAGGACGAAACCGACGCCGCCUCCGCGGGCUCCGUACUCAUUGCCGUGUCCGUUGUCGUGCCCGCGGAUAAAGAAGACGAGCUUAACCGGUGGUACCGCGAGGAGCACUUUGGGAUGCUCUCUCGCGUGCCUGGCUGGCGUCGCUCGCGCCGCUUCGUGACAGCAGCCAUCGACCCCAACGCCCCUCGGGAGUUCCUUUCGUUGUACGAGUACGCAGCAAAGAACGGACUCGAGGGCCCCGAGCACAGUGCUGCAAAGAACACCCCCUGGGGCAAGCGGAUCAGCGAACUUGCCAUCAGCAAGAAACGCCGGGUCUACGAGUGGGCCUACACAUUUGGACCGGCCCCGCGCGAGCUCGCCUCCCUUGCGUCCGAGGACGUCGUCGGGCCCUGGCACUCCAAUGACCACCGUACCCGGACGUAUCCCUCGCCAACUCGCCCUGCAGUGGAGUCUUAUGUGACCAACAAAGACGGCGUCUCACUCCCGUACCGACUCGAGGGCAGCACAGAUCCCACCGCCCCGGUCAUUGUCCUGAGCAACUCCAUCCUGGUCGACUGGAGCAUCUGGGACGGUUUUGUCGACGCCUUCCUGUCCAAUGCGAAAAACCAAAACUACCGGAUCCUACGCUACCUGACACGCGGCCGCCUCCGCGACUGCGGCGAGACACCCAUCACCAUCGACGUCCUGGCCUCGGACAUCAUCGCUCUACUAGACGCGCUCCGCAUCCCGCAGGCCACACUCAUCGGGGUCAGCCUGGGCGGCGUAACCGUGCUGAACACGGCGCUGCUGUACCCGUCGCGCGUGACGCGGUUCAUCGCCUGCGACACCAACAGCUCCGCGCCGGAAUCGAACCGCAAGGCGUGGACGGACCGGCACGCGAUGGCCGCCAGCGAAGGGGCCGUGUCGGCUGACACCCAGGAGCCCAUUAUUGGCGACAAGCUGGCGGAGGCGACCACGCGGCGGUGGUUCGUGCCCGAGACGUACGAGACACAGCCGGAGGUGGCAGCGCGGGUUAAAGAGGUGGUGCGCACCAACAGCCUGGAGGGAUUCCACAAGGGCAUGCAGGCGUUGUGUGCGUACGACGUGCGGGAGCGGAUGGCGAGUGCGCGCGUGCCGGGUCUGUUUGUAGCGGGGGCGGGCGACGGCGUGCUGCCGCAGACGAUGCAGAAGAUGGCGGCUGAUCUCAACGGGGGCGCCGAGCUGAAGAUCAUCCCCCAGGCGGGCCAUCUGCCGAUGGUGGAGCAGCCGCAGGCUUUUACAGAGGUGGUCAAUAGUUUCUUGCAUCAGUAG